Molecule: messenger RNA, 1519 nt
Organism: Somion occarium
Lineage: Eukaryota; Fungi; Basidiomycota; Agaricomycetes; Polyporales; Cerrenaceae
Source: the annotation of a GenBank genome assembly
AAGCUCAAGAACGACGAUCUUCGGCCUCGUCACUACCACUCAACAGCAACUAUGCGGUCUUCAGUUGAAAUUGAAGCAAGCAUGGUUCAAAUAUACCCAGAGGUCUCACUUUUCGAUAUAUCUCCCCCUUUAACAGAACUUUCACCGAUGCGGUUGGAUAUCGAAUCUCCCGAUGCUGAACUCAUAGCUGCGGCCUUCUCCCAAUUUAUGCUCACAUCUAAAAAUCCAUUAUAUUGGUUCUACGGCACCAAUCCACUUAUACUCAGCUCAAGCAUUCAGGACGUCCCAAUGCCCAUCACCGGGUCUCACGUCGCCUCGCCUCUUCCUCAGAUCAUGCCAGGAUCGGAAAUCAACUUCAAGGCAGUCAUUGACGAUGCUCAUUCCCUUGUGGAGUACCGGAGUGACCUCUGCGUCAUUCAAUGGGUGAGUCUUUCGCAUUUGCAUCUAUUAUCAGCUUGGUUUAACCAGCUCCAGUUUGUCUCUCGGAACGUCGGCAGUGGCGCUGGGGCGUUCGAACGUGAAAAAGAUGCAUAUGAUAUCUUAUCACAACAUGAGUCCUCUAAGAACAGUAUUCUUCGGUGCUACGGCUGGCUGGACAUGGAUCGCGCUGAUGCUCUGAAGUUGCACCCAAAACUUUCAUCCGUUGAUGGGACCAGUGUUAAGGCUCUUCUUUUCGAGCAUAUCGAUGGUCUUAUUCCCCUUUCUGUUGAGAACGUGACCACCGACAUAGCUGAGGCGGCAUUGAAGGCGCUUUGUGGUGUGCAUGCGGCGCAUGUCCUACACGGAGACAUACGACGUCGAAACAUGCUUCUUCUCCCUGAUGGACGUGUGGUCUGGGCAGGAUUCGGUGCCGCAAAGUCUGCGUCGCAUCACCCACUGAGACGUCAAGAUUUCUGGAACGAGGCAGCCUCUGCUUGGACGCUACUGUACAGUAAGAUGCUUCCUGACAAGCUUAUUGGAAACUUGAAUCCCGACUACUGAGAAGUCAGGUACUGUUGCACCUUCUGUCGCGUAACAACUCCGUAUCUGUAGGUAGCAACUUGAGGCUGUUGUUAUAAGUUUGCCUCUUGAACAUUCCGAAGAUACAUUUGCAUCAAUAUAUCUUCAACAUAGUUGUAAUCCGAAUCGGUACUCGAAGAAUGAAGACCAUAUUAUCCGGGCAGGACGGGGGGUUCAUGAUGCAUGACGCCCAACCAUUUUGAGCUUCCGUUACUGUACCUGAUUACCCUUCGUUCCGUCUAAGUCAUGCAUCUGGAGAUGGAGGAGACCCUUCUGAGUCCGUGGUAUAAUACUUAGCGUCAUUUUCUAGGAUGAAUUUGACGGCCAACCGCUGAACUUUAUCCUGUCGGACGGUCUUUUCGUACGUUGUCGUGACGGAUUGAUACACUACCUAAAUGCUUGCGUGAUUAUUUAUAUAGCUUUCUGUUUUCCUCCCCUUUUCCUCUACCCGUUAGUCGCAUUCGACGUAGCGUAGACGAUGAAGUCAAACUUCACGAAACCAUUCGAUGCGGCUCAACUU